AUGUGGAGUAAAGGGCGACAGACGUCUGGGCUAGCAGGGCUAAUCGGGCGAUCGGAACCCUCGAGCAUUGUGAGCGUGGAGGCGGAACAGAAGAGCGGGGAAUGCGAGAGUGAGAGAUUGUGUGCGAGUGCAAAGGAUGAUUCUGACAACGUUACCCGUUUUCUGAUACUUGCAAGGGAACCUAUAAUCCCAGGAACAGCUAGACCUCAUAAGACUAGCAUUGUCUUCAAUCUGGAGGAGGGCCCUGGAAUUUUGUUCAAGGCAUUGGUAGUGUUUGCUCUAAGGGGCAUUAAUUUGUCAAAGAUUGAGAGUCGACCACAAAGAAGGCGGCCUUUGAGGGUUGUUGAUGACUCUAACAAGGGAAGCGCCACAUACUUCGAUUACCUCUUUCACAUAGAUUUUGAAGCUUCUAUGGCGGAGCCCCGUGCCCAAUUUGCUCUGGGACAUCUCCAAGAGUUUGCAAGGUUCCUCCGAGUCCUUGGAUGUUAUCCUGUUGAUACACUUCCAUGAAUGAAUAUGUAUCUUGCCAUUGUGAAUGAGCUUAACUUCUGAAUUCGGAUGAACGGAAAAGUCUCUGUCAGAGUCCUGUAGAUGCAGGGACCAAGAAAGACUCGCUUGAUCCUGUGAAAUGUUCGUAUGGUUGAAAGUGUAUUAUCUGGCAGGUAUCUCAUAUCACCUGACCUUUCAGGGCAUAUGCUAUCUUCAAUCCCAUAGACUGAAACUGUGAGAUUUUUGGUUUUAUAGAAUGUAUUGGCCUUGUAAAUGCUGCAUAAAAUGUAGUCAUAUAGUAGUGUAAUAUCAUUGAUUAUGUGAAUGUGAAUGUGAAUGUGAAUGUG
Molecule: messenger RNA, 836 nt
Organism: Salvia miltiorrhiza (redroot sage)
Lineage: Eukaryota; Viridiplantae; Streptophyta; Magnoliopsida; Lamiales; Lamiaceae
Product: arogenate dehydratase/prephenate dehydratase 1, chloroplastic-like
Exons: 6
Coding region: 1-510 (169 amino acids)
Biological process (GO): L-phenylalanine biosynthetic process
Cellular component (GO): chloroplast; cytoplasm
Molecular function (GO): prephenate dehydratase activity; arogenate dehydratase activity
Source: RefSeq, a predicted model, not a curated record